CCACAGACCCUGCUGGCCUGGUGCAGGGCAGUCCCAGGGAGCUGCUGCCUACAGCCAUUGCCUGCGGGGACAGGGUGCACUUCAGCAUCUGGCUUUGCUGCCACAGAGUCUCCUGGCCUCUUGCCUUGUCACCAAGAAGUGACCUUUUCAAAGCCCCUGAGAUGCUGCUGGCCAUGGAGACACAGGGGAGGAGGUUUCUGGGACCGGUUUCCCAUCUGAGUGGUCAUGCAUCAUCCUGGAGCCCCGAGGGCUGUCCCUUCUCGCCUGCAUCACCCAUCCUGGCAGGACACCCGCAGCACUGCAGGGUGUGGAGACCAGGUUGUAGAUGCAGGGAGGUGAUGCUCUGCACGAGCUGAGAGAGCCUGAUCCUUCCUUAGGGUGAGGUGUCAGCCCAGCAUCCCAAACCCAAGUAGGAAAACCCGCUGACAGUGGGUAUUUCAUCCCGGCAGGAGGAUUCACCUCCCUGGGGGCAUCCUGUGGCUGUGCUGUCCCCUUCCCGCUGCCGAUGGUUGCGCUCUGGUCUCCCCCAUGGUGGCUCCGCAGCUCUGAGCUCACACGCGAGGAUGGGCUAAAGUAGCGGAAAGCUGUUGGAUCCUACCACAGAGUUACUGACUUCUCAGCUACAGACUGCAUAGCAAUCAGCGAGGGGGAGAGGCAGCCAGGGAAAGGGAGCGGAGCGCACAGGGAGGAAGAGUGGAAGGGAGAGGGGCGAUCUGGGGACCAGAGCAGGGGGGCAGCGAGGGGCACAAGCGAAUAACGCCAGGGAAGGAGGGAGUCAGGCAGGAGGGGGAGACCCGAACCCAUCACGGAGCCAGGAAGGCACAUCAGCGCUCCGUGGGAUGGAUGCUCCGGGGAGUGAAACAUUCUGAGGAGAGGCAGAGGCAGGAGGAGAGCGCUGGCGUGGGCAGGGCAGAGUUAGGAGAGGAGAAGGUCGCGGCAGAGAAGUAGCUCUCCGGGGGGGGGGUGGGGGGGUGGGGGGGGUGGGUUGGGGAGCGUGGAAAGCCCAAGCCAGAGGCAAGUGCAGGCUGCAGAGAGACCUCCCUGAUUCCUCCCGUCCGGCUGAGAUGCUUCAUGGUGAGAUGGAGAAACCGGCCGCUUUCCCCUUCCUCUGAUGUUGGCUCUGCACCACGGCUGGAGCCGGCGGCAGCCCUCGGCAGGACCCGGGCACGUGCCCAAGAGCAAUUGCAAUGGCAGCGCCAGUCCCAGCUCGCCAGAGGUGAAACCUGGAGCCACUGGGUCCCAUGUGAGUGCUGCUGCAUGAGAUCCUGCGCCCUCCCAGCUGCAGCCCCCUGACACUUGAUGAUACAGCGAGCCAUGGGCAGCGUCCGAGUCAACCGGUACAGCAUCGUCUCGACUGAAGAGGAUGGACACAAGGUCUCUGCGCUGGGCAGCAUGAACGGGCACAGCCGGAAUGGGAAGGGCCAUGCCCCCCGGCGGAAGCACCGCAACCGUUUUGUGAAGAAGAAUGGGCAGUGCAAUGUCUACUUUGCCAACCUGAGCAACAAGUCUCAGCGCUACAUGGCCGACAUCUUCACUACCUGUGUGGACACGCGCUGGCGCUACAUGCUUAUGAUCUUCUCUGCUGCCUUCCUGGUCUCCUGGCUCUUCUUUGGCUUCCUCUUCUGGUGCAUCGCUUUCUUCCAUGGUGACCUCAAUGCACCAGCAGUGGGAGGCAGUCCCUCUCUCCUCAAGCCCUGCAUCAUGCACGUGAACAGCUUCCUAGGGGCUUUUCUUUUCUCAGUGGAGACACAGACAACCAUUGGGUAUGGCUUCCGCUGCGUGACUGAGGAGUGCCCGCUGGCUAUCAUGGCAGUUGUGGUCCAGUCCAUCGUGGGCUGCGUUAUUGACUCCUUCAUGAUUGGCACUAUCAUGGCCAAGAUGGCAAGGCCCAAGAAGAGGGCCCAGACUCUCCUCUUCAGUCACCACGCAGUCAUCUCCGUGCGGGAUGGCAAACUGUGCCUCAUGUGGCGGGUGGGCAACCUGAGGAGGAGCCACAUUGUGGAGGCCCAUGUCCGAGCCCAGCUCAUCAAGCCCUACAUGACAGAGGAAGGGGAAUAUCUCCCACUGGACCAGCGGGACCUAAAUGUGGGCUACGAUGUGGGCCUUGAUCGUAUAUUUUUGGUCUCACCCAUUAUUAUCGUUCAUGAGAUUGACGAGGAGAGUCCACUUUACGGGAUUGGCAAGGAGGAGCUGGAGACGGAGAACUUUGAGAUUGUUGUUAUCCUUGAGGGGAUGGUGGAAGCCACAGCCAUGACCACACAAGCACGAAGCUCUUACCUUGCUAGUGAAAUCCUUUGGGGUCAUCGCUUUGAACCGGUUGUGUUUGAGGAGAAGAACCACUACAAAGUGGAUUAUUCACGCUUUCACAAGACCUACGAGGUAGCUGGCACACCUUGCUGCUCAGCCCGGGAGCUGCAAGAAAGCAAGAUGACUAUCCUACCUUCUCCCCCACCUCCCAGUGCCUUCUGCUAUGAGAAUGAGCUGGCUCUUGUCAGUCAAGACGAAGAUGAAGAUGAUGACGAAGUGGGUGUGGUGUUAGGAGGCAGCACUAAGGAGGAGGGAGGCGUCAUCCAGAUGAUGGAUUUUGGAAGCCACCUGGACCUGGAGCGGCUCCAGGCAACUCUGCCCCUAGAUACAAUCUCGUACCGCAGGGAAUCAGCCAUCUAACUCCUCCAGUCUCCCCAUUCUACACCUGUUGCCCACAGUCUCCUCUGUUCUGCACCCGUACAUAGCUGGAUAAGUCCCUUGCCCACCAAAAAAUGCCUCCCACGACUGUGUCUCAGCCCCUGAGUACAUCAAGGCCUGGAGCUGCUCUGAUAUACUCCCUUUCCCAUGAAGUCAUACUACCUGGAAGAGGAGUGAGGAUACACGACUCUUCCCGUGUGUGCAGUUUGUGCUAGGACCCCUUUCCUGCCCAGAGACAGGAGAGCAGCAGGCCUGGUUUCUCAUCUCUGGAGAGGCGACAGGAGUCCCUGCUCUCAAUGGACAGACCAGGACCUACAACAAGUGUUUCUGCUGCUGAGGGAGCAGCAGACUGUCUCAACAGAUACCCUCUCAACAUGGGUAGGCACCAUGGCUGUCAGGAGUCGACUGCCACUAGGAAGGAGAGAAGCGAUAUCUAAGCACUGACCAGAUAAGGAUGGAUGGGAGAAUUUUGGACUCUUGGAGGAAAUGGGGAAAGGAUCUCAAGGGAGGGGUUUACUUGCAUGUUUAUUGCUUGUUGAACAUGACUGUGUAUAAAACAGAAUGAGAACUAAAAUCCAUAUUCCACUGCAAAUGCCAAGCUAGGAGACAAGGACGCUCUUUGUAGCCUACUCUGCACUCUCCUUGGCUUUUGGCAUCUGUCACCUCCAGAAGCAGCUCAGCUCCACAGACUCAGACCCAGUUCUCCCACUCCUCUUGCAAAACACAUCCUGCUCCUCUGCGGAGACGCUUGUCAGAGGAGGCAGGGCCCUGUGUUUGCACACUCAGACUGCUCCCUGGCACAGUGCAGCUGGGAUGACAGACAAGUGACCUGACUGGACAGCAGACCCUCAACUUCCUCCUUUCACCUCCUCCGUUCUCCCUGCUGCCAUCGGCUGUAAAACUGAAUUUGUAACUAUUUAUUUUUAAUAAAGUCUAAUAUCCCAGGGGAGGUUUGGAAGUAAAGGAGAGACCCUAAGGCUGAAGCCAGG
Molecule: messenger RNA, 3674 nt
Organism: Pezoporus flaviventris
Lineage: Eukaryota; Metazoa; Chordata; Aves; Psittaciformes; Psittacidae
Gene: KCNJ4
Product: potassium inwardly rectifying channel subfamily J member 4
Exons: 3
Coding region: 1300-2667 (455 amino acids)
Biological process (GO): regulation of monoatomic ion transmembrane transport; potassium ion import across plasma membrane
Cellular component (GO): plasma membrane
Molecular function (GO): inward rectifier potassium channel activity
Source: RefSeq, a predicted model, not a curated record